Molecule: messenger RNA, 7511 nt
Organism: Poecilia latipinna (sailfin molly)
Lineage: Eukaryota; Metazoa; Chordata; Actinopteri; Cyprinodontiformes; Poeciliidae
Gene: mapk8ip2
Product: mitogen-activated protein kinase 8 interacting protein 2
Exons: 14
Coding region: 442-4260 (1272 amino acids)
Biological process (GO): JNK cascade; regulation of JNK cascade
Cellular component (GO): cytoplasm
Molecular function (GO): MAP kinase scaffold activity; JUN kinase binding
Source: RefSeq, a predicted model, not a curated record
CCGCCUCUGCCUGUCUCCGCACUGCUGCCCCCCUUGCUGCUGCUGGGUGUCACAGGCAGCAUCGCGGCAGCAGACAUUUGGCGAGCAAAUCGAGGACUGCGGUCAAACCAGCUGCGCGCUUCAUGCCUCCCGUGGACAUUUCAGGGAAACACGGGAAAAUCCGCGGCGUUGCACGCUGCCUCUCAGGACCCACUUUUUGUUUUUUUGUUUUUGGCUCCCCUCUGGUCCCAAUUGUGCGUGGAUGCUUCACUGCAGAUUUGAUGGUGCUGAGCAGGCUUGUCUGAUUGUGAAGGCUUGCGGCCAGGCGGGCAUUUGCGGGGCCGCGGAGAAAGACCCCGUCGUCCAGGUUUUCUGCGUCCCUCCUCUGCACCGUGAUUGUUCAUGGACUGCCGCUGCGCUCCGUGAUUUUCUGCAGUCUCUCUGAGUCAUUUGUAGUAGAAGAUGGCGGACAGGGCUGAGAUGUUUUCUCUAUCCACUUUCCAUUCCCUCUCUCCGCCUGGCUGCAGGCCAUCCCAUGACAUCAGCCUAGAGGAGUUUGAUGAUGAAGAUCUCUCAGAAAUCACAGACGACUGUGGGAUUGGACUCAACUAUGACUCUGAUCCUUAUGAAAAGGAUUCCCUCAUCCUGGAGAAGAGUGACAUGCACCACCCAGUCUGCUCCUUCCAGGAUGACUUCCAAGAGUUUGAGAUGAUUGAUGAUGAAGACGAGGAUGAAGAGGAUGAAGAGGAUGAAGAGGAAGAAGUUGACCCUGAUGCACCCCCGUCUCCCUCUGCAUCUCCUCCUCCCUCCCCUACCUUGGGCACUCUGAAGAGCAGACCCAGCACGUUGAAUCUUACCACCGCUGUAUCGCAGGAUUCGUUGAACAACAACAGCAGUCUGUCCCCAAAGAAAGGAAGUUGGCAAGACUCUUUACGCAAUCCAACUUCACAAGGUCGUCUGUCUCCAACCCACUCAUGCUUGGACGAUGGUAGCCAUGUGACAGGCCAGUGCAGAGCCUCUCCACUUUCCCAGGCUCCAGGGUUGCAGAGCAAAGGUACUCCACCAAAACAAGCAGGGGAGGGCGGGAACCCCCAGUCUCCUCAUAGGCCCCUCCUCUGCGACAUGGAGGGCAACAGACGGGAAAGGCCAGAAUAUGGAUCAUUUGGUCAGCACAGGUCCAACCCAUGUCCUUCAGAGUUUACUGACUCAAAGGCAGACCCAACAAUCCAGACAGCCAGAGUACCCUCUGUAGACGAGCACUCCCAGUGUUCAGACACAGAGGUGGACCAUGACCUCAACAGUGACCAUAACCAUAAACACUCAAACCGGCGUGCCACAGACACUUAUACAAUCACCAGCGAGUCUGGUAUGGAACCAGAAAACGAUCCUGACCCAGAUGGCACCAGUCAUUGUUUAUCAUCCACGGCUCCCAUGGGAGGAAAUGAGGGUGCUGAUACACCCUUGUCUGAUGAAGAGCUGGAGAAGGACUUUGAAGUGAAGUUCAUGUGCAAGGAGGCCUAUGACAUGGUCUGCAAGGAGAAUCAGUCGUCUUAUGUUGAAUUCCCUUCGAUUGAGCCGUCUGAGCCCGCAUCUUUCUCCAGCUAUCACUCGUCAAGGCGCUCAGAAGCUCCAGACCAGUCCAUCCAUUCAGAUACUCAAACAGUUUCUGCUGUGGAGCCAGCGGCUAACGAUUCAACCUCCCCAUCCUCAGACCCAGGGAUAGCAGACAUGAACCAGCAGGGUUAUGUAACUUCAGACCAGGACAAGGACCUUAGCUCUCCAGGUUCUGAUUCUGACGUUGAAGGGGAACUGGAAGCAGCAUUUACUUGUGGGGGUCCUGUGGUUUCCAACAUGAUCUCCUCUAUUUCAGAAACAGAGUUGGACUUGACAAGUGAUGAGAGCAGCAGUGGACGUUCGUCUCACCUUACCAACUCAAUUGAGGAGGCCAGCUCACCAACAUCCGACCAGGAACUAGACCCAGAUACCGAGUUAGAACAGGACAGUGGAAUUGUUGGCCUCAAAACAUCUCUGCUUUUGGGCCAGCGUGAUCCAAUCAAAGAAGACUCUCUUCUACCUUCUCCUUCCCCUAAUCCCUCACCUACUAUCGCCACACCCUCACUUGUUGGUUCACCCAUCUUACCUCCUGAGUCCUACGAUGAUGGUCAGGCUCUGAUGGGGAUGCAGAGUGUGGAUGAUGAGCUGGCUUGUGAGCACCAUGCCGAUCCAGAUGAGACGCUGCCUCCAGCCCAGUGCUGCGACGAUCGUCUGUCCAGACCAAUGGUGCUCGAGAUAGAACCAGACCAUGGCCUGGAGAGUUUCAAACGCUCCUUCUACCUGCCAGUGGGGCCCAGACUAAUGCCAUGUGCAGAUGAGUAUGAUGAAACAAGUGAGGGGGAGUCUGAAUCAGAGAGUGAAGAUGACCUAAGUGAGAAUUCAGACUCCCCAUGGCUUCUUAGUAACUUAGUGAAUAGGAUGAUUUCCGAGGGCUCAUAUCCAAUUAGUUGCCCUGAAGAGUGCUUUAGGAGGAAGGCAUCAGUGUCUGAUACCAUCUCCCCAUCUUCCGAUAUUGGAGAUGGAGAUGAUUUCAAUGACGAGACCCAGGAUAAGAAAGCAGAGAUAGAAAGGUCACAGGAAAGGGAAAAAGAAGGCAAAGGCUACAGAAAAGAGAUGUUGGAGCCAGGAGCAAGUUCUCAUCUCUAUAUGAGCAACCCUACUGCUGAUACUAUAAGCCCACUGAUUUUAGAGCGCUGUGCAAAUCUAGAGGAGGAAACCACCUUGUAUACCAAUAUAGACUGUGACAAGAACUCCACAGAGAAGCUAUCAAAGAAUGCUGGGAGACCAGAGGACGAAGAACCUAAUAACGACUUAAUGAUGGAAGGCAGAAGGGAUUUAGACUCGCCCAGCCUCAGCGAGAGUGUGAUAAGUGACAAGGACGAGGGGCGGGAAACUGAACCCAGGCCAACAAGUCGUUCAUCUGCAUCUCUUGAGCGAAUCACAGAGGUCAAAAACAGUCUGACGCUCGACAUACCGACUGCUCAGACCAAUCGCUGCUUUAGUCUUACCUACUCCACUGACAAUGAUGAAGAGGAGGAUGAUGGUGACUCUUAUUCUUUCAUGGGUAGCAUGAGGAAUCAAUCGUAUGGUGGUAGUGAUUUAGAACUCGACAGCUCACCACCGAUUGAUUCCAGUGUGCACAAUCAUCCGUUACCUGACCAUGACCUCCCACUGUGUGAGAAAGACCUGAUUCUCAGGCAAUCGAAUGAAGAUGAUGGACUGGCUUAUGACUCCAUGAAGUACACACUUGUGGUGGAUGAAAAUACAACGCUGGAACUAGUUAGCCUUCGGCGAUGCACCUCAGUUUUGAGUGAUGACAGUGAGCUGUCUACCUUAUGUGAUGAAGAGCCAUUGGAGACUGGCAAGGUGGGCUACAGGCACGACAAUGAAGGGAUCAGGCCAGAACUUUUGAGCUCUUCGGAGGACUCCUCUCCAGAGGCCGAUCUGCCAUUUUCCAAGAAGUUCCUAAAUGUGUUCGUCAACAGCACCUCCCGCUCCUCAAGCACAGAAUCCUUUGGACUUUUCUCAUGUACCAUCAACGGAGAGGAGCGGGAGCAGACACAUAGAGCAGUGUACAGGUUCAUUCCUAGACAUGAGGAUGAACUGGAGCUGGAUGUGGACGAUCCUUUAUAUGUGGAGGAAGAAGAAGAUGACUAUUGGUACAGAGGCUACAACAUGCGGACAGGAGAAAAAGGGAUCUUUCCUGCCUUCUAUGCCCAUGAAGUCAUAGGCCAGUCCAAAGAGUUGCUGAGCCUGAAAAGGAAUCCAGGGUGGAUUGAGACGUUCAAUGUUCAGUUUUUGGGUUCUGUUGAGGUUCCUUACCACCAAGGCAAUGGCAUUCUCUGUGCUGCAAUGCAAAAGAUUGCGAUGUCGAGAAAACGGACGGUACAUGUGCGACCUCCUUCUCUCUGCGAGCUGGAGAUCAGCUUGCAAGGAGUUAAACUAAUCAUGAGUUUGGACGACGAAUAUGACACCCUUGAUGAGUACGACAGAUGUAGUCACUUCUUCCAGAUGAAGAACAUCUCUUUCUGUGGAUGUCAUCCGAGGAACAACUGCUACUUUGGCUUCAUCACCAAGCAUCCAAUGCUGAACAGAUUUGCUUGCCAUGUGUUUGUAUCCCAGGAAUCCAUGCGGCCUGUGGCUGAGUGUGUCGGUCGAGCCUUCCAAGAGUACUACCAAGAACACCUGGAGUACGCCUGCCCUACCGAAGACAUCUACCUGGAGUAGACGGAGCUCACAUUACGACCCCUUUCCUCUACAGCUUGUGUACAUUGGUUAAGUUUUCCACCAGAGGACACUGUCAGUCUUUCUUUACUUUUCUUUACGUUCCUCCAGGAUCACUGUAAAAUAUUUUCCUGCAUCCUUCUCAAACUGGGAUCAUCGUUUCUACAGUAAGCUAUUUAUUAGACUGAUUUCAUUCAUCCAUUUUCCCGUUGAUUUCCCUGAUUGCCUGUUUCUUUUACCGUUUUUUUUCUAUGAUAUAAAACUAAAAAGCUGAGCACCUGUUUAUUUAAACAAAGUUAUUGAUUUGAACUUACAUUAUACCUACUACGGCUGUAUCACUUCUCAAUGCAUGGCUGGUAGGGUUGCUGCACACUGACACCAACAAAUACACAUAUCCAAGUGAAUGAUAAGCAGCUCAAUAAUCGUAAGGGAAUGGUGUAGAAUCAAAAGGUUUGUAAAUAUCUUUUUUUUGUUUGUUUUUUUGUUUUUGGUUUAAACAGCUAACUUGCUUUGUACUGAAGAAAAUGUUGGAGUCGAUUAGAGAAAGUUAGCAGCUCUUUUAUUCAACCUACUCCCUGCGUCUCGUACAAGAUGAAGUGUGUGUUGUAAAUACGUGUAUAGAAAGUAGACAGACAUACAUUGCCUCAUUGAAUUUGAUUGGGAACACAGACGGGACUGAUUUUGCUAUAGAUUUCAAUGUGGGUAAAAAAAAAAAAAAGUAAUGAAACAAUGGCUUGCUCUGAUGGGAAAACACCAGAUGUAAAAGUGGAAUAAGCUUGGAAAAGUUGACUUGGAACUAACUUUUAAUGCUAUUAGCUCUGCAGAUAUUUUAUUCACAUUGGAUUAGAUCCAGUAACUGUCUGAAUCACAUAACAGCAUUGAUUUUCCCUCCUGUCCUGACCUGACCGUUGUCUUGCUUGUUGACGUUUUACCACAAGUAGCUUUCAUGGCAAAUUUACCGAAGCCCAAAAGUGCCACAAUUCAAUUAAUAAAUACAUUGUUUUGUAGAUAUUUAUACACGUAAUAAUUCAAAGAAAAAUAAAUGCAUUAAUUAACAAAUAUAUCUUGUAUUAUUUUCAGUGUUUUAACAAAUUCAAACUUAGAAGUUUGCUUUUAUUAUAUGUUAAAAGGAUAUGUAAUUAUCUUAGAGUCUGUUUCAUUUAGCUUUGUAGCUCUGUUUUUCAGGACCCCUUGAAUUUAUUUUUAUCUUCCUGUCUAACCCAUCGAAGGACAGGAACAAACACUGCUACAGGCAAGAUGACCGUUGUUGUCGUUAAUCAUUUAGACAUUACAGACUAUCCAGAGUAAUAACAUGAUUUGUUUUUAUAAAUCUAUUUAUCAUCGAUAAUCUUUUUAUAAUACUGUUAUUAUUGUCUAUCCAUACAUUAUCUAACAUGCUUAUUUUUAGUGGGGCUGUGAGGGGUGCUGGUGCCUAUCUCCAGCGGUCAGUGGGGCAGGACAAUGCAGAGAGUCUGCAUGCAGAGGUAAAACAUGCAAACUCCAAGCAGAAAGACCCCGGGAUUCGAACCCAGGACCUUCUUGCUGCAAGGCAGCAGUGCUGCUAUGUGUGUCACUGUGCAGCCUGUUAUUAUUAUUCUUGCUUUCAGUAUUAUUCUUAAUAUUUUUUUUUUCAACUUGAACUGUAGCACUGGAAAUAUAAAAUAAAUAUUUAUUUUGGCACAAAACUAAUUACUUUUUAUUAAUGGUUUCAAUUUAGAUUUGUGUAUUAAUAUAUUAUUGACACAUUAAUAUAUGACACGUUUAUUGAUUUAAUUAUUACAUUUAUAAUUAAAAAAUACUUAUAUGAUCAUAUUUUAAAUAUUUAUCAAAUAAAAUAUUUAUUAAUUAGAUUGUGGCAUAUUUGAGCCAGACAAACGAAAUCUCACAAUUAAACCUGCAAAAUCUGCUUUGCUGGAGAGUAUGUGAUUUUCAGGUCAAAGAUAGCUGGACGCCCCCCCCCUCCCUCCCCCCGACAAGCCAUAUUCUCAAUGUUUUGACUGAAUUAUCGUGGUUUUGGGUGAUGUGUUAGCCAACAUUUUGUUUUAUUUUGAAAUUUCGGAAAGAGACUAGUUCGAACAGUGGCUGCAUGUCAGUGACACAGUAAACUGCUAUUGCUUGGUCCAGGUGUCAGUGAAAUCUAACCUUUUCUUAGAGCUUCAAAGAGAGUUUUUAUAGUCGUGUAAACUACAAAAUAGUCACCGGUUCCCCGUAUUUAUUUAAUGCUUCUAGGCUUGUUAAAGAUGAAACAAUGCACUCAAUAAUCUCCGCCGGUGUUGACACUGCGGAAACAUAUAUUUUUAGAUAGGAGAAGACGGAGGUACACCUAAAAACGAAACGGGCACCGCAGUCAUCUGUUAUUUGAAACUCAGGCUUCCAGCGGCAAACAUUGCUCUUGUUAUCUUAGCCAGAUAUUUCGCGUCUUUCUCUGCUACGUUCAGUCAUGAUAAAGAACACACUCCCGACCUGAAGGAUUUCAGUGGUAUAUGUCGACAUGGCAGGGGUGAGGGUUUUAUCUACAUAUAUAUCGCUGUCAGUUAGGUCAUGUAUAUACAAUAGAAAAUCUAAGUGCUGUGUCCUUUAUGUUGAGUAUGUUGACAAAAUGAGUAUGUAAAAUGAUUUAAAAAAUUCAUUAUUUAAAAAAAAAAAGAUCACAACCAGACAAAAAUCCCUAAAAACAAAGAAAAGACUUAAAUCUACGUGAUCUGCAAUAAUUUAAUUUGAAUGUGUUACGUUUCGCCACUCAGGUGGAACUUUCCUGCUGGCUCCAUAGUUUCUACACAGACAGGCUUCGGCAGCACACUUAGGGCACAUCUGUGAGCUGUGGGGCCACCAGAGUGCGAGAGCGACCCUCCGCACCACGUUAACAGUGGAGUUAAACCCACUCAGAUACUCAGAUGCCACUGGAAAACUAUCGUAUCGCGUCUUGCCCGUUGUGGUCAUCGCCUCUGAGCAAAAACAGCGUGAUCCAUCUCUGAUCUAUGUAUCUACUCGCUUCUGACUACGUUUUCUAUCUUGUUCCAGCCGAGUUAAAAACCCCGUUCUCUUCAAAGCAGCUCCACUAAAACAGCCUUUGUGGAUGGUCUAGUCCCAUAUAGCCACUGAGAAAUACAGUUAAACCAAACUUUUGACUUUAUUACUUCAAGAUUCAUCACUGUAUACCUAGAGCAAAAACAGUAUGUGGAAAAAGCCAACAUAACCUAUCUUGUAUCUUUAAAAAAUUCAAGGAAAACUUAAGAAAAAUUGAAAAACAACAA